Patiria miniata (bat star) is the source of this 3747-nucleotide messenger RNA. Its product is annotated as elongation of very long chain fatty acids protein 7-like. The coding region runs from base 144 to 968 and encodes 274 amino acids. The record is from RefSeq and is a predicted model, not a curated record. Gene Ontology annotation, biological process: fatty acid elongation, polyunsaturated fatty acid; fatty acid elongation, saturated fatty acid; sphingolipid biosynthetic process. Gene Ontology annotation, molecular function: fatty acid elongase activity. Gene Ontology annotation, cellular component: endoplasmic reticulum membrane. The transcript has 8 exons. Lineage: Eukaryota; Metazoa; Echinodermata; Asteroidea; Valvatida; Asterinidae.
UCAUGUGUCCGAUGAUCACCCCAUUGACCGCCUAGGCCCCCCUAGAUCCCUAUCAUUAUCAAGAACCUCGGGCCGGCGUGUUUUUGGUUACGCGAAAAAUUGGUGUACUUUGACUGCGGGCCUGGCAGAGAAAUACCUCAAGAAUGGCAGCUGUAGUGCGAUGGCUUGAUAAACUUAUUGAGGACAAUGCAGAUCCUCGGGUCGCUGACUGGCCACUCAUGCAGACCCCAAUCCCUGGUACUACCAUGGUCAUUCUCUACCUUGUGGUGGUGUGGAUUGGCCCCAAGCUCAUGAAGGAUCGAGCCCCUUAUAGUCUGAAGAAUAUACUGUUGGUCUUCAACUUCCUGAUGGUUGUACUUUCCUUCUAUACGUUAUGGGAGUUUUGGAUGAGCGGAUGGCUGACUGGGUAUACACUGGGAUGUCAACUAGUAGACUACUCAACCAGUCCCAAAGCGAUGAGGAUGGCCAAUGUGUGCUGGGUCUUCUAUGUGUCCAAGUUUGUUGAAAUGCUUGACACGGUCUUUUUCAUCUUGAGGAAAAAGAACAACCAGAUUUCCUUCCUGCAUGUGUUUCACCAUGCGCUGAUGCCAUUCAGUUGGUGGAUUGGGGUCAAGUUUGUACCAGGAGGUUUUGGAACAUUCCAUGCUAUGUUGAACUCAUUCAUCCAUUUCAUGAUGUACAUCUAUUACUUCCUGGCGGCAUUGGGGCCAGCCUUCCAGAAGUUCCUGUGGUGGAAGAAAUACAUGACCAAAAUGCAACUGACCCAAUUUGCAUUGUGUAUGAUCCACAGUGCUCAGCUCAUCUUUAUAGACUGCGCCUAUCCCAAGUUCUUUGCCUGCAUCAUCUGGUCAUAUGGCCUCAUCUUCUUUGUCAUGUUCAUGGACUUCUACUUCAAGGCUUAUAAGAAGGGGGCAUUGGCAUCAAAGAAAGGCGAGCAAAAUGGUGUAGACAAGAGCAAAGUUCAUUAAUGAAGAGCCAUUCUGUUGGUAUCAGUGAACCGGUGCUAACCGGUUCUUACUGGUACCGACAGGCUCAGACCAGGUCUACAUGUACCUAAUUCUCACUUAUUUUAAGUGGUAUGGACUGGUCUUGGUUUAACAAUCAGACUGGUUCGAAUGAUUUCUGACUUCCUGUGGACUUAUUAUUAAAUUAGGCAUAUAAUUGUUAUUUAUGGUUUGUAGUAACAAUAUAUAAGGUGUGACUCACUGUAAAACAUAAAGGUAAUUCCCUAUCUACCGUUGUGUUUGUAUUGGCUCAUCAACAGUUUCACGUGUUAUGAUAGCCGGUUUUAAAAAUUCAAAAUGUUUUAAAAAAUGCUCCUUUGCAAAUACAUCAGUCAUUUUAUACCUUCAAUAUGAAGAACACAUUGUAGGCUGGUGAUAUCAUUCAAAUUAUUUAUAGUUGAUGUUCUAACACCUUUCCCACAGAUUUUAUUUCUUAAUUGGCCGUUGUUUUUACUAUUUUACCAUGCAUGACCAAAAAGACUGUACAGAGGCAGUCUGAAAAUGUAUUAUGCACAUAGCAACCAACACAUCAACUGGAGGUCUGUGUGCACAUGGAUAUAGGUGUACGCAUUGCACGUACUGCUCCUGUGAGCUACAGAGUCUAAAUCAAACAUUUCAUGAAGGAAUAGUGUGGAGAAAUUUUCAACUAACUUCAAAUUCAAAUAGAAGUGCAUUUGUUUUGGCUUGUUGUUUAAUUAUGUGGAUGAGGCAUUGUAAAUUAAAUAUUGACUACUUUAACUCGUAGUGCAGUAAAAAUAGUCUCCCUCUGUGAUCCAUGGAGCACUCCAUUUCCCUUAGCUUUGCUUUAGGAAAACAGCACGUUCCAUAGAUCACCUGGGUAGGCUAGUUUUACCACAACGCUUAAUAUAAAUGAUAUAUUAUACAUAAUGCUUAUUUCUAUUUAUGUCAAUCACUGACGGCCAUUUCAUUCAAAUAACCAUAAAAUACACACACAGUAAAUUGUGCAUAAUUUUGAAGAUGAUCUUCAUUCUGAAAAUGUAGGUAGUAGCAACGGUCCUGUUUUACCUGAUUUGUUAAGGUAUUUUUUAAACACAACAAAAUAUCCUUUUUUGAAUUAUUUUAUUAUACCAAAUUACAAAAAAAUCUGAAAUCAACCCUGUCUGACACUGAUAUGAGGGCAGCUGAAUUGAGUUGUUAUUUAUUUAAGUUCAAAAAUCAAUAAUGGAAUUUGAAAAAGUGGCCAUGUGAUGCCUUUUUUUUAGAUUAAUGCACGACGAUACAAUGUGUGCUUUGCUUCAUUUUUAUACCUGUAUAUUCUAAAUAUUAUAAUCAUAUAAAUGUAGAAGUAUGUACCCCAAUCAUAAUAAAAUGACCUCUAUUUUUUUAAGGGGGGGGGGCUUUUGUGAAUUGGGUAGUUAUACGGUAGUCUAUCAGCAUGUCCACCACUAUUCUAGGUUUCUGUCAUUAAAACAGUAGGUACUUUUCUGGGCACUUUCAAAUGAUCAUAUGCAACUUAAACAAGUCCAAUUGUUUCUAAGAAAUUGGAGGGAGUCCUAGUCAUUCCAUCAAGUUUUGAAGGCUAACUAUUCCUAAUUCAUUGAAGUCCUUCAGCUGUACUAAGUGCAGCCAGAAAUGUCGGAUCAUUGGUUGAGCAAAUACCUGAGGCUGACAGAGUUUUUUUAAUGUUCUUUGCACAUUACAGUGAACAAAAACAUUUCAUUUUAUAAUGCCGAUGAUUGGAACGUUGAGCAGUGUUUCAGUGUGCUGUGUUCUGUGAUAUUUAUUGUUAUAUUUUGACAUGUUGAGAAGAUGAAUGUGUAACCAAUUGCAAAUGUAUUUAUUUUAUCAAUUUAGUGGAUUUUUGUGACAAUGUUUCCGCAGAAAGUAGUGAACUUGUAUAAAUAGCAGAUAGUUAAUUAUGAUAUGUACCAUCAUUAAAAAUCUGUAAAAUAAGAAAAAUGACAUUGUAUUUCAGAAAUGUGUGUGAAAAAUGUUGGCAUCACCUGCUGCAAUAAGAUGAUGGUCCUGGCAGGAAUGUUAUUAAUGUAUGACUGGGUUACACGAGUACAUGUAAUUAGUUAAGAACUGGAAAGUCACCCCCCCCCCCCCCCCCCAGAAAUGAAGGGAAAGACCUUAGAUGUGAUGAUAUUGUUUUUUUGUUCAUAUGUGUGCUUUCCUAUGGGAGUUGGACGAGGACCAAUUCCCCUCAUCUCUACCUGGCUCCUACACUAAAGCACAUGUGUUGGAACAAAGCAUUAGGCCAUCAUAUUUCAGGGUUAUUCCUACAUGUAAAUUGCGAGGUGUGUUAGUGUUAAUUUUUCCAAUUUUUUGGUAUGACAUGCAUGUCAUUGGAACAUGUCAAAGAACAUGUCAUGAAAGGUCUAAUAUUUUGAAAUCCAACCCGAUUACCUCAUGUGGUGUGAGUCAUCAAGGACUAAAUACAGUAGAGUGCUAAUGAGUUCAAAUUAUGACUACGUAUCCAGAUAACAUACCUAAGUGUAGACUCCUCUCACAAGUAACUCCUCACAGUGAGAAAGAGGGGAGAUGUGAUGGACACGGGGAGGCCUUUGCCACUGUGUGUAAGGUGCCCAUCUAAAUCACAUCCGGUCGGUGCACAUUUAGGAGGGCCGAGUUACAAGUGCAUGCAUGUACUUGGUGUCCUGCACACUUGAGCUUUUUGUUAGUUGGCCACAGUAAUAGCUAUUAUUCCCAUACAUGCAUUUAUACCCACAAGGGUAAUCUAUUUGGAAAUAUGUGCUAAUAAAUGCUGUAAUUGACCAUG